Molecule: messenger RNA, 1050 nt
Organism: Lathyrus sativus (Indian pea)
Lineage: Eukaryota; Viridiplantae; Streptophyta; Magnoliopsida; Fabales; Fabaceae
Source: the annotation of a GenBank genome assembly
AUGAGGCAUUCAAGUACUUUUUCAACUUAUUUUCUUCUUCUUCUUCUUGUUCCCAUUAAUGGAAAACCUGUGGUCCCUGCAUUGUUCAUGUUUGGCGACUCUAGUCUUGAUGUUGGAAAUAACAAUAAUUUAAUUACUCUUGCUAAAGCAAACUAUAGUCCUUAUGGUAGAGAUUAUGAGAAUCAUAUUCCCACAGGAAGAUUUUGCAAUGGAAAACUUACUAUUGACUAUGCAUCUGAAUCUUUUGGAUUUACCUCUCCGCAACCUCCUUACGCCAACUUAAAUACCAAAGGAGAUAACCUCUUGCACGGUGCUAGCUUUGCUUCAUCUGGUUCUGGAUUUCUUGAUUCUACAGCAAAAUUAUAUAAUACAAUUACAAUGAAUCAACAACUAGAAUACUACAAGGAUUAUCAAAAGGAAUUGAUGAAAAUAGCAGGAAAAUCAGAUGCACUAUCCAUUAUAUCUGAUGGUGUAUAUUUUAUUGGUUCAGGGAGUUGUGAUUUUUUAUUAAAUUAUUACAUAUAUCCAUGGAAUUACAACGUGUAUACACCUUAUCAAUAUUCAGACAUUAUGAUACAACACUACUCUGAUUUGAUUCAGAAUUUAUAUGCAUUGGGAGCAAGAAAAAUUGGUGUGCCAACGUUAGUUCCAAUAGGUUGUUUGCCUGCGGCCAUCACUGUAUUUGGGUUUCAUAGCAACAAAUGUGUGGAAAAAUUAAACGAUGUUGCUGUUUACUUUAAUAAGAAGCUCAACUCAACAUCUCAGAACUUGCAAAAAAUGCUUCCCGGUGUCAAUUUGAAGGUUCUUGAGACUUAUCAACUUUUCUAUGAUAUAGCCAAUAAUCCCUCUAAAUACGGAUUUAUUGAAGCAAGGAAGGGUUGUUGUGGGAUAGGCGUGAUAGAGGUUUCAGUACUUUGCAAUCAAAAUUCCAUUGGAACAUGUGUUGAUGCAUCUCAAUAUGUGUUUUGGGAUAGUUUCCAUCCCACAGGUGCCUUUAACAAAAUUAUGGCGGCUCAUUUGGUUUCAGAAGCCUCCCCUCUUCUAUCUUAA